This is a messenger RNA of Cyanistes caeruleus (blue tit), 764 nucleotides long. The record is from RefSeq and is a predicted model, not a curated record. NCBI's taxonomy places the organism in Eukaryota, Metazoa, Chordata, Aves, Passeriformes, Paridae.
CUGGCGGUGUCCCCGCUGCCCGUGCCGCUCCUGGGGACGCCGCUGACCCCUCCCCGGGGGCUGCAGGUGCCGUACGCUCGCUCGGAGGCGCACCUGACGGAGCUGCUGGAGCGCGUGUGCGAGAAGAUGAAGGAGUACGGCGAGAAGGUGGAUCCGGCCACGCACCGCAAGAGCUACGUCCGGGUCAUCUCCCACGACGGCACCAAGAUGGACCUUUCCGGAGUCAAAUUCGACGGGGAUGUGACCUCCAGCCUGAAAUUCGCGUGCGAGAGCAUCGCUGAGGAAUACGAGGAUGAGCUCAUCGAGUUUCUCUCGCACGAGGCUGAGAACGUCAAGGACCGGCUCUGCAGCAAGAGGACGGACCUGUGUGACCACGCGCUCCACAUCCCACACGACGAGCUGUGACUGCCUCCUCCGGAGCAGGGACCGGGACAGCGCCGGGACCCAGCGGGGUGUCCCCGGGCCCCAGCGGGGUGUCCCCGGGACAGACGGAUCUGCCAGGACCUCCACGGCUCCGGAGCCACUGCCUCGCCCCGUGCGGAGCUCCCGUCCUAUUUAUUCCCCAUCCGGGGACACCGGGACGGCCACGGGGCCGGGGCCACGUCCUCGCUCCUGCAGGGACAUUUCAGGGACAUUCCUGCCCCACUGCUGGGGGGCGUGGGGGAGACGCUGGGGCUCAGCCCCCCAUGGGUGGGGGGUUUGGGGACCCCCCUCCCUGCUGCAGGCAAUAAAGGGGCCGUGGGCCCACCCGAGGGCAGCUCCGA